CAUGGGCACACGGGUAGUUCUCCUCCUGGCCGUGGGUGCGGCGGCGGCGGCGCUCGCGUCGACGACGGUGAUGCACCGCUGCGAGCAGCCGAUGGGCGAGGAGUGCAAGGUGGCCUUCAUCGUCUGCCCGCACAUCGAUGCCGCCAACUGCAGCGCGGCCGGCGGUCACGUUGGGGACAGCCGUGCAACUACACGACAGACGUGGGAGGGCCUGUGACGUUGCUGUGCAGCGCGCCUCUGGUGUGCUCCCUUCGCUUCAACGGCACUUGCCUCCGCGCGCAAGAAUGCCUAUAGGCUGCACCUAGCCACAUCUGAUUUGGGCGCCAAUCGCUCCUAAUUGAAAAGCGGCAAAUUCUGAGUAUAUUUUUGUGUUAAUUGCAGCAUUUUUAACCGCUUGAAGUGCCGGAUCGCUAACAAACACGCAAUACAACUUUCUCGUCCGCUCUUUGAAAUCUCAGUCCGAAAAAAACAGCAGCGUCCGCCUCAAUAACCGAUUAACAACGGCAAAUGACAAAAGCAGAAAGCAAAUUAUAAUGGCUAUUCUACUCAUGAAAUUAAAACCCAUAGUGUUUACAUUACUUAUGCUUAUACAUAUAAAAUGCUGCAAACAGGGUGGUGUAUCUAAAAAGUGUUGCUUUUUCUAUCCAAUUUUUCUUACCUCUCCUACCUACUGGCCAAUCAUAAACUCCGACUCUCGUAUCUUAGGAGGCGGCAUGUAUCGAUCGCUGCGUUGAUGUGCAAUAAACAGUGUAUGAAUUAUAUCAAAAUCUCUUUGAUUUUAACAUGGUUUUAGAUAUUUUCAAUAUUUGGCGCGUUUUGGAACUGUUGGGCGUAAUCUCAUUCGUGAAAUUGUCCUAUUAAAUACCAUCAUUGAGCAGAUCUCGCGAUCGUUAAAUUCCCGAUAGUUCAAAAAUUGUAGAAGUUCAAAUUUGUAUUGUAGUCUUCCUGGAACUAAAAUAUUAAUGGUAGAUAUGUUUCCUCUUAAUGAAAUCUGUUCCUUAAAGAUAGAUUUUCGAAUAAGGUCAUUUACAAUUUUUCGAAAAUUUCAAUACUUUUCGCGUGAAAAUACGGGCAGGAAAAUACGUAGUGUUUUAGCACCACUAGUUGAAGUGCGUUAACAAUUCACGACUUAAUAAUCACAUUAGUGAUACCCAUAUUAAAAGAGAGGAUUCGUAUAUGACUGUUAUUUUUUUUAUCAAAACACUUUAUAUUUAUAAAACAAAUUUUGUCAGUGAUAUUUACCAUAUUGUAAAAUUUGAGCAACACAGUGACUUUGGAUAUUAAAACUUAAUAUUCGUUGCCAAAAAUGAAAUGCAAUUCUUUGAAAUAUGUGUUGCCAAUUGUAUUACUUGUUCAAGUUUUAACUUUGUACGUACAACAAUAUAAAUGUAUCUCAAAAUAUUGUGAAUAUUUUAAAACGCUGAGAUACAACAAGUUAAUGAAGU
This is a messenger RNA of Gryllus bimaculatus (two-spotted cricket), 1445 nucleotides long. NCBI's taxonomy places the organism in Eukaryota, Metazoa, Arthropoda, Insecta, Orthoptera, Gryllidae. The record is from the annotation of a GenBank genome assembly.